This is a messenger RNA of Gastrolobium bilobum, 1589 nucleotides long. RefSeq lists its product as uncharacterized. NCBI's taxonomy places the organism in Eukaryota, Viridiplantae, Streptophyta, Magnoliopsida, Fabales, Fabaceae. Bases 178 to 1332 code for a protein of 384 amino acids. The record is from RefSeq and is a predicted model, not a curated record. The transcript is spliced from 5 exons.
AAAACUGAAUAGCUGUCGUUUUCAUACAUUUCACAACCUUUGCCGUCAAGGGCGGCGACGGUGGUGAUUGUUCCUUGAGCUUUUAACUUCCCAAGUACAUUUCCCGCAACUGAAACUUAAUGUGCAUUAAAAACAUGUUCGGUUGUGAAUAGGAGCUUCUUUUUCCCCAAAUCACCGAUGGCUUUUUUAUUUCAGAAAUUUCAAGAGGCUGUGAAAACCCUCGCAAAAAAUCCGGCUUUUGCUAGGGAUCCAAGACAACUACAAUUUGAAGUUGACAUUAACCGCUUGUUCCUUUAUACAAGCUACAAUCGGUUGGGGAAGAAUGCUGAUGAAGCAGACGCAGAAGAGAUUAUUGCAAUAGCCAGUAAAGCCUCCGUUGCUGAUCAGCAGAUGCAAGUACAAGAAAAUGUUCAUUCUCAAAUUAAAGCAUUUUGCACGUUCAUGGAUGAAGUUCUUCUUCCAAAUGAAAAGAUGGUGAAUGGCCCCUUUGAGUUAUCUCAUCAAGCAAACAUUUUACCUCACUGUACUGGGCUUAGUUCUCCUAACGCUCUCCCUAAACAAAGACCAUUAAGCCAAGAUGAAGUUUCUCAGAAAUUAAAGGAUCAACUUGGCUACACUCUUAAUGUUAAACCUUCUCAAAUAUCUCACAAGGAUGCUGGUCAAGGUCUAUUUUUAGAUGGUGUAGCAGAUGUUGGUGCUGUUCUUGCCUUUUAUCCUGGUGUAGUCUACUCUCCAGCUUAUUAUCAUUAUAUUCCAGGAUACCUUGAUGAGAAGAACCCCUAUCUGAUUACAAGAUAUGAUGGGACUGUCAUCGACGCCCAACCUUGGGGUUGUGGAAGCGACGAGCAAGAACUGUGGAAUGGUAGGAAAAUGGUAGAAAACAAGCCUGAUAUGGAAGGAGCUGAGAAAGGUUCAGACAGCCAGAGUAAGCCUUUGGAAGGAUCCCAAGUGGAUACUAAUGAUGAUGUACUUGAGCGUAGAAACCCAUUAGCCUUGGGGCAUUUUUCUAAUCACCCUGCAAAAGGGAUGCUUCCAAAUGUCAUGAUUUGCCAUUAUGACUUUCCAUUGAUUGAAAACAACAUGAGAGUUUAUAUUCCUAAUAUAUUAUUUGGAAAUGCAGAAGUAAAUAUGAAGAGAUUUGGCAGCUUUUGGUUCCAAUCUGGAGUUUCAAGAAAGAGUGAAUCACAUGUUCCUACUCUAAGGACUGUUGUUUUGGUAGCAACUAGGGCUCUUCAAGAUGAGGAACUCCUCCUGAACUACAGGCUGAGCAACUCUAAGCCAUGGCCAGAGUGGUAUGCUCCCGUGGAUGAUGAAGAGGACGUGAGAAUAUGAAACUAGUCGAUUACUAUUGGAAGAAAACAGUUUCUGUAGAAAUUGAGCUGUUAUGCACCAAGGUUUUCAUGUCUACUCCAGUUGCAGAAACAUUCCUAAAAGUGAUUAAGGAAAAUUCUAGCCACAUCUUCAUUGAUACCAAUUAGCAAUUGCUGGUUUCCAUUAAUAAAACAUUGGAUUGGAAUCAAUUAGUCUUAAUUAGUAUAAAUGUGUAUUUGAUAGUUUCUAUUAAUAAAAAAUCAGUAUCAAUUAGUUCA